Messenger RNA from Chinchilla lanigera (long-tailed chinchilla), 3140 nucleotides. RefSeq names its product minichromosome maintenance complex component 9 (gene Mcm9). Gene Ontology annotation, molecular function: single-stranded DNA helicase activity; ATP binding; single-stranded DNA binding. The transcript has 7 exons. Gene Ontology annotation, biological process: double-strand break repair via homologous recombination. The coding region runs from base 166 to 1341 and encodes 391 amino acids. The record is from RefSeq and is a predicted model, not a curated record. Lineage: Eukaryota; Metazoa; Chordata; Mammalia; Rodentia; Chinchillidae. Gene Ontology annotation, cellular component: MCM complex; nucleus.
CGAGUGCUGCGUCCUUGCGGUUUUCAUUUUUGGCGAGUUACUUAGGUAAAGAGGACAAAAUAGAACGAAAUGAUUGCAUUUUGACCCCAGAAACUCAACAGGAAAAGAGGAGUAGGAACUUAGAGAGCUGUGCGAUGCCCUUCUCAAAGGUAACCUAGAUUCAAAAUGAAUAGCGAUCAGGUGGCACUGGUGGGCCAAGUGUUUGAGUCCUACGUUUCGGAGUACCAUAGGAGCGACAUCGUUCUAAUCUUGAAGGCAGACGAUGAGGACGUCCACUACCCAGUGGUGGUCAACGCCAUGACCCUGUUUGAGACCAACAUGGAAGUGGGGGAGUAUUUCACCACGUUCCCCAACGAGGUGCUGACUGUGUUUGAUAGCGCCCUGCGAAGGGCAGCCCUGACAGUUUUCCAGUCCCUUGCUCAGCAUGAGGCUGUUUCCAUGAAGCACAAUCUUCAUGCUAGGAUAUCAGGUUUGCCAGUAUGUCCGGAGCUGGUGAGGGAGCACAUCCCUAAGACCAAGGACGUGGGACACUUUUUGUCUGUCACCGGGACAGUGAUUCGAACGAGUCUGGUGAAGGUCCUGGAGUUUGAACGGGAUUACAUGUGCAACAAGUGCAAAUACAGAUUCGCGGUCAAGGCUGAUUUUGAGCAGUAUUACGUCUUCUGCCGGCCGUCCUCAUGUCCCAGCUUGGAGAGCUGUGAUUCCUCGAAAUUCACUUGCCUCUCAGACUUGUCUUCAAAUCCAGCCAGGUGUAGAGAUUACCAGGAAAUCAAAAUUCAAGAACAGGUUCAGAAGCUGUCUGUUGGAAGUAUUCCACGAUCUAUGAAGGUUAUCCUAGAAGAUGACUUAGUAGACAGCUGCAAAUCUGGGGAUGACCUCACUAUCUAUGGGGUUGUGAUACAGCGCUGGAAGCCCUUUCAGCAAGAUGUGCGCUGUGAAGUGGAGAUAGUCCUGAGAGCGAACUACGUGCAGAUAAAUAACGAGCAGUCCUCUGGGAUCGUCGUGGAUGAGGAAGUCCGAAAGGAGUUUGAGGAGUUCUGGGAGUGCUACAGAAGUGAUCCCUUUGCAGGAAGGAAUGAGAUACUGGCUAGCCUAUGUCCCCAGGUGUUCGGGAUGUAUCUGGUGAAGCUCGCCGUGGCCAUGGUCCUGGCUGGUGGGAUUCAGAGGACCGAUGCUGCAGGAACGAGGGUCAGAGGUGAAUCUCAUCUUCUGUUGGUUGGAGAUCCUGGCACUGGGAAAUCCCAGUUCCUCAAAUAUGCAGCCAAGAUUACACCAAGGUCUGUGCUGACAGCAGGAAUUGGAUCCACCAGUGCAGGUAUUUUAUGUGACAGCUUCAAGUAAUUUAUGUUUACUAUAAACGUAAUACUUUUUCUCUUUAUGAAAAAAUACCUAUAGAAUAAAUUUCAAGCUAAGUUUUUAAGAAUUACUGCCAAAAUUGAAGGAAAUAUGUAAUGUUGCUUUUGUAGUUCUGAGAAAAUAUUUUAAAAGGUCUGUCUUCACUUCUGUUUGUUUGAAUUUUAAAUGAUGCUAUAAUUUUUCUCAUUUUCUGUAAUUACCUUCAUACGUAUUUAUGCAAGGAAAUAUACACAUCAUCAGGCAUUUUAUGAAAACCCAGCAAACCGAACAUCACAGUAAAGUGGAUGGGGGACAUUUCACUUUACAACAUUAGUUAGUGGCGAAGAGUGUGAUGAGUUCGUACGGGUGAAUCCCAGCACCGGCGGCUCUUAGGCAGAGGUGUGCCAGUGGCAUUUGGACAGCGUACCUUCCCUCCGCAGCAGGGAGCUUCCUUCACAGUGUAGACUCUUCAGCGCAGAUGGUGAAAGUCUUUGUAGCUAGGUGAAAGAUUAGUUUUUAAGGUGACUUAGGGAAUUUGUGAAGUUUCAUUUUAAAAAUGUGUUUUGAUGCCAUUUUAUAUUUUUAGUUUUGAUUGGAGUCAUAUUUCUCCAUUUCUUCUAAAGAGAGGUGUUGGGUUCACACAUUCUAGGUAUGUAAUUUUCUGCUUACGGGAACUAAACUUCCAUGGCCUAUGUUCAAACUUCUAACCAGCAUAUACUUUAAAAUUGGUCAUACAACAGAAAAUGCUCCAUAACUACUGGUCCUGUGUAAGUACUCUCAGGUGUUAGAAGAUAAGUGUGACCAGACAGUCUGUAACAAACAGUGACAAGAAAGGGAUUUGUAAGUUGAGAGGUGUGGACCAAGUACAAAUGGUGGAAGGAAAAUAGACAAGAAUAUAUAAAGAAUACUUCAUACAUUUUAAAAUUGUUAUGACCCAGGGUUCUAGAGUUCUGGUAAGAUGGUGUCAGCAAUGAGAAAUAAAGAUGUUUCCUCGGUGAUUACAGGGAAUGCUUAAGUAAUUGCAUGGAGAGUCCGCAGACCACUUGGGGCAUUUCAUGGUGAAUGGUGGCUAAUUCAGUGUCAAUAAAUUGUCUAAGUGUGGUAGCUCUUUUGUAUGCGGAAUCAUAAUCUGAAUAUGAGAGAUGAGGCUGGUAGAGUAUAAAUUGUGUAGUUCUAGAAAUUUCUUGCUACUUCUCUUCCACCCUAAGGACCAGGGUAGCCUUUUUCAGCCUCUGUACUGCAACUCAAUAGGGAGUUGUACCGUAUACGUAAGAGUGCAUGAAAGGGAGCAUUUUCGUGAUUUUUAAUGCAAAUAUAUACUUGGGUUGCUUAUUUCACACCAUGGAUUAGAUAAAAAGCUCUGAAAACUGCUGCCAACUUGGUAAAACUGGAAACCACCAAUUUUAAAACAGAACCCUAGGGUCGCAUAAGGAUAUGAGAGUACAAAUGCAUGGUGCUCCCCGAGACUUGGCUGUUUUUCUGUCCAAAUGCUACUCUCCCUUCCUUCCAGCCCACUCUCCUGUGUCUUCAUGGCAAAGUAAUAUGUGCCUGUUUAUAUUCCCCACACAAAAUUCCUUAAAAUGCCAUCAAGGUGGGGAGGGACAGACUGAAGCCUUCUCUCUGAUUUAGUGUCUGAAGAUGAAGCUAAAUGGGAAAAGUAUAUGCUUCUUUCUUUUUAAAAUCUGAGUCUGUAUUUUGUCAUGCUCUAAAGUUGUCUUAUAUAGCCAUAAAAUUUAAGAUAAAAAGGUAAUGAGCCAAGCAUGGUGGCACAUACCUGUAAUCCCAGUGCUUACGAGGCUGAGAUG